GGAGAGAAAAGCUAUGAGCACAGCGAGGCAGAUAAACAGAGAAUGCAAAGUCUGCUUUGUAUAUAAAAAAAGCUUCUGAGAGUGCGGCUUUGGGCUAUUUAUGCCCCUUCUAUGUCUUUCUCUGACUCCAGUGCAACAUUUCUUCUGAAUGAGGGUUCAGCUGAUUCAUACACAAGCCGACCAUCGUUAGACUCCGACGUGUCCCUGGAGGAGGAUCGGGAGACUGCCCGCCGCGAGGUGGAGAGGCAGGCUCAAGAGCAGCUUGAAAGAGCUAGGCUCAAGCCGGUAGCAUUUGCUGUAAGAACCAAUGUCAGUUACUGUGGAGCGCUGGAUGAGGAGUGCCCAGUUCAAGGAGCUGCCAUUAACUUUGAAGCCAAAGAUUUCCUACAUAUCAAGGAGAAAUACAACAAUGACUGGUGGGUCGGGCGGCUAGUGAAAGAAGGGGCAGACAUCACCUUUAUCCCGAGCCCCCAAAGGCUUGAGGCCAUUCGACUGAAACAGGAGCAGAAAGCAAGAAGGUCUGGUGGCGGAGACAUGGUCUCAGGAAAUCGACGUUCACCUCCCCCAUCUAUGGCUAAACAGAAGCAAAAACAGGCAGAGCACAUUGCACCAUAUGAUGUGGUUCCAUCCAUGAGGCCCGUGGUUCUUGUCGGCCCCUCCCUGAAGGGAUACGAGGUCACUGACAUGAUGCAGAAAGCUCUUUUUGACUUCUUGAAGCACAGAUUUGAUGGCAGGAUUUCCAUAACUCGAGUGACUGCUGAUUUGUCUUUGGCUAAGCGUUCUGUGCUGAACAACCCAGGCAAGAGAGCCAUCAUUGAACGCUCUAGCACCCGCUCAAGCAUCGCUGAGGUCCAGAGUGAGAUUGAACGAAUAUUUGAGCUGGCCAAGACUCUGCAGCUGGUUAUAUUGGAUGCUGAUACAAUCAACCAUCCCACUCAGCUUAGCAAAACCUCACUGGCCCCCAUCAUUGUAUUUGUGAAAGUGUCUUCUCCAAAGGUGCUGCAAAGAUUAAUAAAAUCCAGGGGAAAAUCUCAAGUCAAACAUCUCAAUGUCCAGAUGCUGGCAGCCGACAAGCUGAUACAGUGCCCUCCGGAACUGUUUGAUGUGAUAUUGGAUGAGAACCAGCUGGAAGAUGCCUGUGAGCACCUUGCUGAGUAUAUGGAGGUUUACUGGAGAGCCACACACCACCCGCUGCACCCCCAAAACAGUCAGAACCUUAUCACACCCCCAACUGCCAUUCCUGGUUUACAGGACCAGCAGCUUCUCUCUGAUCGAGCCAAUGAGCACUCACCCUUGGAGCGUGACAGUUUGAUGCAAUCAGAUGAGGCGAGUGAAACAUCCCGAAAAACAUGGACAGCUUCAUCACAAAGAAGCUCUCACCAUCUUGAGGAUGAGUACUCUGACACCUACACUGACCUGUACCAGCCCCACAGGCACCACAACAGUGGACUGAACAGCACGAAUGGGCAUGACUCUCAGGACCGGCUCCUGGAGCGGGAUUCUGAGCAGAACCAUAAUGAUAGGAACUGGCAGCGUAACCGCCCAUGGCCUAAGGACAGUUACUGAAAGGGAUCUCACUGCACACACCCGUCCUACACACAUACACACACUCCUCCUGCAUGGCAGUGCAUGUCAGGAGGCACAACCACUGAGUGCAAAUUCCAGGGUAGCUCCAAGAGGCAAAACUGUACUGGUGAACAACAGCCCUUUUUACAUAUACCAGGUGCCUGGUAGCUAUUGGCUGCAAAACAAAGGUGAGACGGUAGAACAGAGAGAGAAGUAGAUGCACAUAUGCAGCGCCUGCUGCCAAAAUGGAUCAAAAAAAUUAAGACAAGGUAUUUUACAGUCCAAGGCAGCAUGGUGCUUAACACACACAACCAAUUCUAUACACCCACGAAAGCUGGUAGUAUUGAAAGGCCUCCUAUGGGAAUCUCUUUGGGCUGUAUCCACACAUACCUUCUAGCACUUCCACAAUACACAGUCACAGGUUUACACAACAGAGUGGCAGAAGUCCUUCCUACAGUGACACAAGUGUGUCAGUCAAGGUAAGAGUGAGCUUUGAGUGGAGUGUGGGGUUCGGGUGACUCUCCUGCUUGUCAGUGCUUGCAUAUUCUCUCAGUAUAUACAGUAUAAUCUGCAAUACACUUCAUAUCUCCUGUUAGGCCUGGCUCCGCAAUGCAGUACAACAGCACACAUUGCAUUUUGAAAUAGCAUAUACUUUGCCAGAUCCUGUGAUGCCAAUCUCAGCCAGGAACAUGUCAGCCAUUCACUUUAGGAACAAUAGCACCCUGUGCUGAUCACUUGUUGGCUAUGAAAUUAGCUGCAUGUAGCACAGGGCAAGCAAAAACAAAUUCUGAUUUCAUUCCUGUCAAGAGUCUAACAUUUAGUACUAAAGCAUCUUGGUAUACCUUCCAACUCAUGCAGGAAAAGGAAGAAACUCAUACAAUAUCUACAGUAGGUCCCUGGUAGACAUCAGUCUAAUUGCCAUAACAGGGGACAGAAAUGGCAUAAUUCUCGUCUUCUGUGUCUUACUGCCCCUGCAGAGCAUUGGGGUUAUUGGGUGAGUAGUUCACCGAGUGCUGGGUGCUGAUUUGAUCUGUCAGACAAGUGUAACAUACAUUUUGUCAAGGGGGUAUUCAAUUUGCUCUAAAAAUGACAGCAGAGAGCAUCAUAUUGCCUGUACUUUGGUUCACAGCAUUGUGUGUUCUUCUAACUCAUUAUCCAGAAGCAAUGUAGCCAUAGUUGGCUGGGCAUCCAGGCUAGUGAUCUGUUGGUCAUCUAGCACUUAUUUGGUAUUAUCUCUCACCAGUUUGUCAGGUAAAAGUAUCUUUAAAAGAGGAGCCUAAAUUGCUAUCCAGUUGGGCAGUUGGUUAAUGGAUAUCAGGAAUGGGUUGUUUUUUCAACUGCAAAAUAUCGGGACUAUCAUACUGGAUUAUUCACUACAGAUUCCCAAAAUGCCAGUUUAUCCUAAUGAUUCCUUAUGUUUCCUGUGCCUAAUUCUGUGCUAAAUGCAAACUCUUUAGAUGGAAGGUAUUCUUCACACAGAAUGCAUUAAUGUAUAAUCCACCAUUCCUACCUUAAUAUCUCUUUGAUAUAUAUAUUUUAUGUGUAGCUAAAGACAGGGAAGUUGUGGUUAAAACAGUCAUCUCCUGUCAGGUAUCUAAGGUGAUCAUUUAGAUAAGGCCAGAGAUAGGCAAGAAUAGGGCCCCAUACAUAUAGCGCACUAAAUGAGCUGCCCACCCUGUAGCUCCUUGGUUUGUUAGAGGGGCGCCAGUUAGACAUUACAAAGUAUCUGCAGAAAACAAGUGUUACAAAAUGUAAUUUAUCCUCUGUAUUUGUACCCUCUAAAGCCCAUAGCCCAGGGCAAGUGUCCUGCAAAAUCCUGCAAGUAAACCUAUCCCUGCAUUUACAUAAGAAGUGCUCAAGCCAAAACACAGCGAUAAUUUACCAGUUAUGUACUAAAUCCAGAACUCAGAUCCGGGUUUGGGAAAAUAGCAGGAUUUAAACCUUUUUGUCCCAUGACUUGUCCACUGGAUACCUACAGACAGUGGGGCUGGAUACUUAGGCAACGAAUUGCACUAGUUCCCUUACCAGUAGCAAUAAUUUUCUAACUGGCGUUAUACCAACCAAAGCUAAUAGAUUGGUUGGUUGCUAUUGGUAACUGCACUAGUGACAUUUACAACCUAUGACAGCUAAUUAGGCCCACUAUAUGUUUGCAAACAGCAAUAAAAUGUAUUUAUAUUUGUACUUGAAAUGUAAUAUUCUGUGCUCUAGAACUGCAGAAAUACAACUCCCAGAAUUCUUUGAGCAGUAUAAAUAAAGCUGACAUGCUGGCACUUCUACUUCUGCAGCAUCUGGAAGACAGAGACUUGGCUGGAUUAGGGCAAAUUGAAAUAGAAAUAGAGCAAGUAGUAUUUGGUUUAUUAUUUACUAAAAUAUUUUACCAUAAAUAACUUUUUAGUGUCAUCUAAAAACCUUGUAUCUGAAGCCAUAUGAUAUUUCUGACAAGGGCUAUAGCACACAAGGUGCCCCUCAAACCAAUAGGAAUCGGCUGGGCAUAGGCAAGUAUGUACCAUCUGAACACUACAUUUUUUAUUUAGUUUGCUCUGUUCUUAUACAACUUGUAUCCAGGGCUGGACUUACAGAAUAAAGGGCCCUAUGCAAAGUAUAAAGGCUGGGGCCCCAAUUACAGACCAGCUGAUAUUGUAUCAUCUGUCCCAACAUCCGCAGACAGCCUUCAGGGCUGUUACACAUUUGUUGCACAGUGGUAUAAUUCUACCUGAAGUUUAUCUGGAAAAGGCAGGAAAAUGGUCUUUUCUGAUAUUGGGGUCCAGGGAAAUGGGCUCUAAGGAUGAUGGCAAACAAGACAUUCUGCCCCCCCGCAUUAAAUCUCCUCCAGUGUGGGUGACAUCACAUCCCAAAUACCCUUUGUAUUGCAGUCUAUUGAAAUCUCUGCCACUAGCAGAUUUGAAUAUAUUAAUUAAUGGGAUUGCUGCCUUUUGCAGUUUCCCACAGUUACUUUAUUCUUAUGUCUUAUGUUUUAUCAUUUGGGAUUCAUAUUGACUGCAAUACAAGUAUUUUCAGACGCGUUGUCGUUCGUACUAGUGAAGAUUUUGCGCAGAUGACAAAAAGUACUGAUUGCCAUUACCCUGUAACCAGCCUCGCUUGUUAAACUAGAGCUCAGCAGCACAUUCAGCCUAAAUAUGUCUAAUAAAUGGAACUGUUGGCAUUGCCAGGCCUCGUGAUCAUUCACAAAAGGGGGUUGCAUCAAAUCCACAGUUUAAUGGAUUUUAAAUGCCCAAAUACCAAACUGAACCUAAACCCUGACUUCUUACACGUUCAGGAUUGAGUGCAUGUAUCAACAUUUUAUCUUCUGUACAGAAAACAAACUGUACCUUGCAACAAAAAUCCAAGGUUUGGAAACUGAAAAUCCUGAAAAAUCCUCCAAACUGAAAUCCUGAAAGUAUUUUGUAUCUGCAAUUGAAAAACAAUACUUAUCCAUUUCUGUUCUCCUGUUCCUGUUUUCUAAUUUAAACAAACUGACACUCAAGUAUGGCAUUAUGGGUCCUGCAUGUAAGUAGUAAGUAGAGCUGCUAGUGUGGGCUGCGAUACAAUUAAAUGCAACACUAUAAUGACAGGCAGGGAUAAUCAGGUCUAGACUGGGAUACAAAAUAGGCAUUUCAAGUACACAGAGGCCCAAACAGCCCCCCACCCGCCCAAUAAAUAGUGACUGUCUAUGGCAGGGAUCCCCAACCUUUCUUACUCAUGAGCCACAGUCAAAUGUAAAAAGACUUGGAGAGCAAGACUAGGCAGCCUCUAUGCACACUAUCAGCUUACAGGGGCUUUAUUUGGUAGGAAAUCUUGUUUUUAUUCAACCAAAACUUGCCCCCAAGUCAGGAAUUCAAAAAUAACUCCCUGGUUUGGGGGCACUGAGAGCAACAUCCAAGGGGUUGGGGAGCAACAUGUUGCCCCCGAGCCACUGGUUGGGGAUCACUGGUCUAUGGUAUCUUACAGCAGCCUCUCUGGCAUUUGCCAGAAUCCCCAGAUUGCCAUUCCAGACCUGGGGUUAAUGGGCAGAGAAAUGAAUAAAAUAUCAGCUAUGAUUUGAAAAUCAUUAGUCUCAUAAUAGUUGCUUAUUAAAACUGGAAACAUUUGCCCAUGUGCUGUUACCCAAAGCAACCAAACAGUCAUUGGCUUUUUAAAGCCAGCUGCAGGUAGAACAAUGAAUGCAACAAUUUCAUUGGUUGCCAUGGGUUACAGCCCAUGGGCAAAUUUGCACAGUAUUGAUUAAUGACCACCAGUUGAAUCCACACAGAGAUGUUUGGUAGUGUCUAUUUUUUUUAAACUGUAGAUUAUUCCAGUUUUUCAGAAAGUCAUACAAAUGCUAUUUUGUGGAGGAGUACCUAACAUCACAUAUAUGAUUUUACUGCUAGAAAGCAAAAGUCUGAUUGGUUGCUAUGGGCAAUAACACUGCUAAUGUUUGUCUCCAGCGUUGAUAAAUAUGCCCCCUAGAGUCCUGAGGGCCACUGUAUUCUCAUGGUCCCUGGUGCCAACAAGGAAACACCCACAGAUCUGAACACUAUGCGGAUCCCCACCAAGGGGCAAUAAAAGUGCAUAUGGGGAUCUGUGUUCAGCUCUUCAUGCAGAAUCCUGCUACCAAUAAUCAAGGGCUAUACAGAAUGAAAAGAACUUCACAUAGCAGAAAUGUCAACUAAACCCAUGCCAUUUGGUUUAUGAUGAGCCAGUCCUUGAUUUUGUAAAAAUCUAGUUUGAAUUUACUCUAAAUGGUAACAUAAGAAAAAAAUCCCCGGAGCGGAUCCGUACCAUGGGGGCAUGGGGUUAGAUGGCAGGUCUGAGCCCAUGAAUGGAAGAGUAGCUGCUGGAUGCCUGCUGCUUGCAAUUACUGGAACAUAACAAAAUUGCCCUUGAAAAUCCAAUCACUGUCACUUGCAGUAAUGAUGUCAGGUAAUGAGCUGCGAUGGUGCAGGACAGAAGGCAUUGUGCACCUCUGCAGGAAAAGUGAAACAGAAGUAGGAGGCCAUCACGAUGGGCAACAUCCCCAUCCCUUUAAUCAUAGGUCUCUCAGUUCUUGAAACAGGAAAGUUGGGUGGAACAUAGUGGAGUGUUUCAUAGUAGAAUUUGGCUGGCGUGGUGAGGUCUUAGUGUGGUGUAAUGCAAUGUGUAUAGAUAAAGAAGGGAUCCAUAGAGAAUAGAUAGCAGAUAUAUAGAUAGCAGAGAUAUAGAUAGCAGAGAUAGUCUUCCUAAUGAUGUUACAACCCUUGAGACAGAAAUGUAUUUAGCAAGUAGAAGAGAGUGUCGCUGGUCAUUUAUUUAUUUUUUUACAAAAGAUAAACUGUCAGACCUAAAUAUUGUGUGUUAUUUUAAUGCACCUGUACUAGAUAUAUAUACAGUAUAUACUACUAUAUAUAUAUAUAUAUAUAUAUAUAUAGUAACACUGGUAGACUAGUUCUUAUUGAUCUGUGGUACUAUCUCAGUGUAAUAAUGCACCAACAUUAAGGGCUCAACCCAUCAACCCAUGGUACAUAUUCUCUAUCAGCUUGGAUCUAUUUCCCAGGCAGCAUGAGUGUAGGGGGAGGUUUUGUUUCAUUAACCAGUCUCCAAUAACCAAGCUGGGCAGCAAUUUCAGCAUCCCCACGCCCUGCCCAGAAUCUAAAAAUAUUGGUUUUUGGUCGCUGCUGGAGUGGUACAGGCUCAGGCCCCUACCUAUGGGUUAUUAAAUCAUCUUGCCAAUGACCCAAUGUUGUUCACAUGGUAUGGGGGUGACCCUACAGUGGGUUCACUAAUAGUGGGUGCAAUGGUAUAAUAGCCACAGUUAGGGGGCUGAGUGUGCGCUAUAAGUAGAUAUGGCGUGGAAAUGGAUUAUAAAUAGCAGUAUAACUUGGGGCCCAUAAAAUUCUGCCAAGGAAACUGAGAAGGAGACCCAAGCAGUCAUGCACUAGGGCUAAUACUAGGGCUCUUUCACACCACUACCCCUUCCCUGGAUUCCUUAUUGUAUUAGACCUUAUAGCCAAACCUGGCUUGUCCUUUGUACCCAUGUUUUAUUGUGUAUGUGCUGCUAGCGGAACAGAGCACCUAAGUCUUGUGGCACAAAAGCUUCUCCGGCGCCUGAAGAGGAGAAGAAGAGUAAGUUUGUGGUUUGUCUGCAAGAAUCUUUAUGUACAAAGAUCUAUUGGGCUGCCAUUUUGCUUUUAGAGUUGUGUCUGCCACCAUUGUACAAGUCUCCCCUUUGUACUAUGGCAUGUUUGAAUGUUUUGGAAGAGUUUGCACACUAUGAUAUAGUGGAAAAUAAACACUGCACUUAUA
This is a messenger RNA of Xenopus tropicalis (tropical clawed frog), 7824 nucleotides long. It is a transcript of the gene cacnb3, whose product is annotated as calcium channel, voltage-dependent, beta 3 subunit. NCBI's taxonomy places the organism in Eukaryota, Metazoa, Chordata, Amphibia, Anura, Pipidae. Gene Ontology annotation, biological process: calcium ion transmembrane transport. Gene Ontology annotation, cellular component: cytoplasm; voltage-gated calcium channel complex. Gene Ontology annotation, molecular function: voltage-gated calcium channel activity. The record is from RefSeq and is marked provisional.